Molecule: messenger RNA, 1420 nt
Organism: Patella vulgata (common limpet)
Lineage: Eukaryota; Metazoa; Mollusca; Gastropoda; Patellidae
Product: sarcoplasmic calcium-binding proteins I, III, and IV
Exons: 7
Coding region: 137-706 (189 amino acids)
Molecular function (GO): calcium ion binding
Source: RefSeq, a predicted model, not a curated record
GACCAAUCAAUUAUCGAUUGAAAUAAGCGGUACCCAGUUUGAGCUUGUCAUUAAGUUUAGUUUGAGUGUCGAAGUAGGAUAGCGUUGUUUAUUUGGUCUUCUGUCUUCCACACUAUAUAUACAUAUACAGAUUAAAAUGGGUUCACUAUCAGAAUUCCAAAAGAGAAAAAUUCUCGCUGUUUUCAACACACUUUACGAUACAAAUAAAGAUGGUGUAAUAGAAAAAUGUGAUUUUGAAGAAGCAGCACAGAAAGUAUGUAAUUUACAUCACUGGAAACAAGGGGGUGAUAAAUAUAAAUCAGCUGAAGCUACACUUAGUUCUAUCUGGGGCGGUUUAAGAAAAUUUGCAGAUAAAAACGAGGAUGACCGAGUAACAAAAGAUGAAUGGAUCACCAUGUGGGACGAUUGUGUUAAAAAUUUAGCUGCUGGAAAAGGAUUCCCUGACUGGCAAAAAAAUUACAUGGAAUUUAUGUUCUUGGCUAAUGAUACAUCAGGUGAUGGUUUUAUUGACAAAGAAGAAUAUAUUACUAUAUACGAACUAUUUGGUAUUAGUGCAGAAUCCGCUGGAGCAGCAUUUGAUAAACUAGCACAGGGAACAGACGGUAAAAUAUCUUGGAAUGAGUUCGAAUCACUUUGGACAGAAUACUUUACAUCAGAUAACCCUAGUGUACGAGGAAACUUUCUCUUUGGCCAGAUUCCAGUUUGAAGUUGACAAGGGAGUCUGAGAUUAGGAAAGUCAUUCGCCUCCGAUCCUUAGACGGAUUUUUAUAAGGAUGAUUUUUGUGUGAUUCCGUCUAUAGAAUCCAGAUACGCCUGAUAUUACCAACAUAUUCAAAGAGAACAUAAUUAAACUCUCCUGUAUAUUGGUUAUAACCUUGGGAAAUAGGCUGUUCAUGCUUUGUCUUUUAAUUUAUACAAAUUUAUACAUUGGAAUAAUUCAUAUUUUAUAUUAUAAUAUUCAGCUUUUAUUGAUUAUUUAUCAUGAAAUAAAACAGUCGAACUCUGAUGUGUGACUGGGAUAACUGUACAUUUGGUGGGAGGGAAAACCCCAAUAGUUAUUGGCAAGUUUUUAAACAGAAUUUAUAAAAGUAUCUUGAAACAUUAAACGCCUUGGUUUGAUAUGUAAUUGGUAGAUUUAUCAGUUUGUUGGUUAUGUUGGUUAACAAUAUAGUUGUAAAUAGACCCCCUAUGGAAUGAGUCAGAAACAGUAUCAGUAGUAGGUAAACUUAUUGUUGUAACGUAGAUCGAGUUGUGAAAGAGAUCAGCGAGGCAGUUGUAAUAAUAUAUUUAUAAUACCAACAUUUAAAGAGAAAAUCUUUCAACUAUUUCUAUUUUUCCACCGACUCUUCCUCUUUUGUUCAACAUGGUGUACGUUUAUGGUCGAUGUUAUAACUUUUGAAUAAAAACCCAUUCCACAAAA